Messenger RNA from Mesorhabditis belari, 1104 nucleotides. The record is from the annotation of a GenBank genome assembly. NCBI's taxonomy places the organism in Eukaryota, Metazoa, Nematoda, Chromadorea, Rhabditida, Rhabditidae.
AUGAAUCCACCAAGGUUUCGAAUUUUGGCGAAUAAUCAGUGCACAAAUGUUGGACCGAAUCUUUCAUUUGAUGGGCUUACAAUCAGGACAGUGAAAGUGGAAGCGAUUGAAGGCGAAUGUCCCUGGGCAUGGGCUCCAGGUUGUGAAUGGAGUGCUCAUCACUUUCUCUCUGAAGUUUUUACCGGUUUUCCACCUAACCAGGUAAACUUGACUCGAAAUGGGAAAUGGGUGACAGUUCCAGUGAGUCGAGUGCCCGAGAGUUAUCGAGAUGGUUACACGAUAUGCACAGCUCCCUUGUAUUGGUAUUCGGACUGGCUUCGAUUGAUCUUGUUCUUUGAAAUCUCUAUGCUACACGGAGCCACGAAUUUCGUCAUGUCAACUCAUUCAGUGUCGCGCAAAGUGCAGAUAGUGCUUGAUUUUUAUAAAGAUAAGGGUAUUCUCUCACUCCGCUCGUGGCCUCUAAUGCCGUCAUCUUUCCUCAUCGAUCCAAACGAUUCAAUCUAUCGUCUUUCCCAUUCACUUUCUCAUCUCGAUUGCACUUUUCGUGUUGACACAAAAAUCGCUUCACUAAACGACAUUGAUGAGUUUAUCAUUCCGAGGAAUGGGAAAGCAAUUGAUUUCUUUCGAAAGCUCUUCUCAAAUCAUUCACAUUACAAAGGAGCCACAUUUCGACACGCUGAAUUGAGGCUCUUUAACCCGUUGAGACUCGAGAAUACGACAAGAUUCGAUUUGAGUGGACUCAAGAAUUUAACCCUUCUUCAACAUGAUGGACCUGGAAAAGCGGUUUUCAUGCCGGAAUACACACGAAAUCUGAAAACACAUCAAGUGUCCAAGUAUUUCAACAAAAAACAUCGAACCCUGAAGGUAAAGAAAAGUGACGCCAUUUUGCUGCACACUCGUUACAAUUUCCGGGAAAUGAGUGAGAAAUGGUUGGCUCUCGAUUUUCCCGUAAACGUUUUCCCAUCGAUUUCAAGUGAUCACUUUGUGCAAAGUUGGACAGAAAAACAAUGCAAGACGCCGAUUCACUCGUGUUGGGAGAUUUUGAAGCCACUGGAUGAGUGGCUUUUCGCCGAUCCUCAACCGGAUAGUCGUUAUUAUGUAUUG